Lytechinus pictus (painted urchin) is the source of this 4655-nucleotide messenger RNA. RefSeq names its product CD180 antigen-like. The record is from RefSeq and is a predicted model, not a curated record. Gene Ontology annotation, biological process: signal transduction. Bases 1890 to 4655 code for a protein of 921 amino acids. Gene Ontology annotation, molecular function: protein binding. The transcript has a single exon. Lineage: Eukaryota; Metazoa; Echinodermata; Echinoidea; Temnopleuroida; Toxopneustidae.
CCACUCAUAAUCCCCACAUCAUUACCUUUCCAUUGAUAUAUAAUAAGACCACAUUCAUAAUCAAUAUAUUUCUCCUUUAAGUUAUAUGCACAUCCUGGUCGGUAUGCAAAUGAGGAGACUGAUGACGUCAUCCACUCACUAUUUAUUUUGUAUUUUAUUGUACGAAAUAUUUUAAUUUUCUCCUCAUUGCCAAGUGAAACAAUGAUCAAUUCCCCCUGAACAUGAGGAAUUAUUAUUGUUUAAUACUAUAUGGUUCAGUCAAGUUGGUCCUUUUUUUGUCAAAUCUGUAAAAAAAUGAAAUAUUGUAUAAUUCAAGCAAUAGAAAACAAAAGAAAUUAUGAGUGAGGGACAUCAUCGACUAUCUCAUUUGCAUGUCACUCAGUUGUGCAUAUCACUGUUUUGUGAAAAAUAAUUGAAAUUUUGAAAUGUCAUAACUUUCUUAUUUUACAUCCAAUUUUGAUGAAAUUUUCAGUUCUGUGCUAGUUUAAUUUUUCUCUAUUUAUUCAAAUCAACAUUACUCUGGGUGGACUUGACCUUUAAAAACCAAAUAGAACAAGGAAGUUCAGGUAUCAUUUCAUACACUGUAUCUUAUGAAAAUCAACCUUUCUUUAAAAAAAAAAGAACUUCCUGCUACCAAGACACAUACUACUGUAGAAGCCAGCCACAGAGGUCCUGGGCAUUUUAUUUCCUGCGGAAGUUUGGAUUUCCAACCAAGCUUGAGGUCUGUUUCAUAAAGAGUUAAAAUUAUUGCCAUUAUAGCAACUGCCAUGGUAACAGGGCUCAGCAGCCAAUCACAAUCAAGGUUUCUGUGAGAGUUACAACAAUUACAACAUUCCUAUCAUGAUGAAGUGAACCCCAAGAGUACAUAUAAUCUCAGAUUGAGUUCAUAGCUCAUAGUAAUAUAUACCCAACUAUCUUUUGUCAGAUACUAGAUGACCAUCAGUCUGGAAUAUGGGCAUUUAUCUCAUAUGAUUCCAAACUGUUUUUACAGUGCAAUCUUAAUGUUUAAGAUCCAAAGUAAAUUGUUGUUAUAAAACAAAAGGAAUACAUGAACUUAAUUUUGGCAAGAAACACAAGGAAUAGUCAUGGUACACACAUAGAAGUACCUAAUGCAGGGACUAAAACUUGGAGAAAUACACUCUUAUCAAGAACAAUCAUCUUUCCAAGAUCAGAGGUAGGACUUAAUUGGAUCCCUAUAUAAAGAAUAUAAUGAGUAGAGAGUUUCAGAGCAACACUCUGACCCACACAAAAGCAGCACGCUGGUGAUUUGCAGUUUACUACCCUGCCGGUGCAAACUUCAGAAUGUUCAGAAGGGAUUGGAUGAUGUUUCGUAUGGACACACUUUCUUAAGAGCUGGUGAGACUGAUAACCUUUGGAGAUAUCAUCAUGGAGUUUUGAAAACAUUGAUGGGGUUUGUGAUAAUCAUGGGGUGGAAAGAACAAAACAUGAAUACAUUUAGUUAAAGAAAAAGCAAAGUCAUAAUGCAGUAGGAAAAGACUUUCUCAAUCUUCAAGAAUAGUCCUUCUCCAAGUCAUCUGACUAUAAAUUCUCAAGACUAAAAUCCUGACAUCACUUGUAAGGGAUAGCCUGGCUCUUUAUCAAGUGACAGAUCGACGGAGCCAUGUGAUGAAGGAGGGAUCUUCUAAUUCUCUUGGUACAGGAACUUUUAGGCAGGAAUUUUCUAGCAGUUAUGAUCUUUUUCAUGUGAUAUUGAGCAAGUCACUUAUUCACAGAGUAAACUAGUCCACGAAUUGUAACAACUGACAGGAAAUUCUGAUUGCUGCAAAUAAAGCAAAGAAGAUAUUGUACUCACAUCAAUUGGAAGACUCAAAGAGUCUUCCUUGAUUUUCCUUGAUUAACCUUAACUGAUCACAAUAUUUGAAUCCACGAUGGCUAGUACACCCCUGUAUACCCUUCUCUGUUUGUGGAUUAACUGUGUGCUAUUCUUUUUAUCUGGAGGAUUGUCCAUGAAGUGUGAUAUGUCAGGAAGAAAUGGAUCUCUAAACUGGAGCUCAAUGUCUACAAGUAGGUGCCAACUGACCUAUACCAGCUGUGGUGUCAAAGCUAACUGUAAAAAUCUUAGCCUUCAUUCCGUUCCUAAAGGUCUUCCACACAACACAAUAGUGCUUGAUCUAUCUAGAAACAUAAUUGAAACCCUACACAACAAAUCUUUUACUUAUCUUCCAGACAUCAUCAAACUUGACCUGUCCUUAAAUCGCAUCACUUUGAUAGGAGAUGGUACCUUUAAGCCUCUGGGUAAUCUCACAGAAUUAGACCUGUGGUAUAAUAACAUAAAGUUUCUACCAGCAGGUUUGCUUCAUUCAAAUAAACUUCUCUCGGUUUUCGACAUUUCUUUAAACCAAUUAAGAUCAUUCCCUAAAGAUGCUCUUCCAUGGACUAACCAUAUGAAAUCACUUGAUCUGUAUAGUAAUCGUGAAAUAUCUUCCAUAUCGCCUCUAGACUUUGCACCUCUUCAGAAUUGCUCACUCAUAAAACUUCAAAUGAGUCUUUGUGGCUUAAAAAAUCUUCCAACAAAUUCCUUUGCAGCUUUUAAGAGAAUUCAACAUUUAAGACUUGAUGGCAAUCUCAUGGAUAGGCAGGAAAUUCACAUGUCUUCCUUUUCAGGAAUCAAUGAAAUAAAUGAACUAAGCUUAUCAUCCUGCAAAAUAAAUAGUAUAAUUCCACUAAACCGAUCUUUUCAUCAUCUUCAUGAUUCUCCAAAAAUACAUCUGAUAAGUCUCAUUUGGAAUAAACUGAAUUCCUUCCCAGAUUUUGUGUUUUGGGGAUUAAAUGAAACAAAUAUCCUCAGACUGGACAAUAAUCAGAUUUCUUCUUUAUCUAACUAUACAUUUUGUGGACUAGACCAGUUGAUUGAAUUAGAUUUAUCAUGUAAUGAAUUAAUAUAUUUACCACACGGCAUGUUCUUCUGUAAUAAACUGUUACAAGAAUUGAGACUUACAUGUAAUCACAAUAAGAUAGUAAGCUGGUCUGGAAGUACAGUUUCUAAUCUAUGCUCUUUGAAUCACUUAUACCUAUCUGAUAACAGAAUACAAAAUAUUGAUAAGGGUACCCAAACACUUCCCUCAUUGGAAUAUCUAGAUCUUUCUUUCAACGCCUUUCAUAAUGUACAUAUAUAUCCUAAAUUUCUACAAUGUUAUACAAAUCUCAAAAGGCUAGACAUGUCUUACAAUGAAUUGCAGUGGAUUUCUCCUCAUGCCUUCUCAAGUCUAACCAACCUAGAAGAGCUCUACCUUAACAACGAAUUUUUUUAUUUAAAAGAGUUUCCAAAUGCUUUCCAAAACAUCAGAAAUCUUCAUAUAUUGGAUUUAUCAUCUGCAAUAAGUUACAUAUAUCCAUGCAAUGUCUCUCAGUUUACAAAUUUAACAUCUCUUAUGAGACUGGUUUUACGUAAAAACAACUUACAGAGCAGACAUUUAUUUAAUAAUUUCACUUCUCGAUCCCUGUUUACAGGUCUUGAAACUUUGUUGACACUGGACUUGAGAGAGAAUGACCUAGCUAUGUUAGCACCAGAAACCUUCAACCCCCUUAAAAAACUUGAAAUAUUGCUCCUUUCUCAGUCAUCUAUUAAAGUGUUGUUUUCUGGUGUUUUUGAAAGUUUGACUUCUCUUAAAACACUGGAUCUCAGUGAUAAUCAUAUCUCAUCACUUUCUGGCAACAUAUUUCCAAUACAAUCUCAGCUUAGUAUUUUGAUCAUGAGCAAUAACAACAUUCGUAAUAUUUCUACAACACUAUUCAAUAUAAACCCACAUUUGCAAAGUCUUAACAUUCAACAAAACAAAAUAACUACAAUAAAAGGAGGGAGAAUAUCUCUGAAAAAUUUUACAAUAGAUGCAUCAGGAAACCCUUUUGACUGCACAUGUGACUUGCGCUGGUUUGUGAGAUGGCUACGCUCCACCAACGUUGAAGUCAUCCAUCCAAAUGAUACAAAUUGCUCACGAUAUUCCAUUGAAGACAUGGUAGAAUCACCAAUCCUGUCAUUCAAUCCAGACAAAUACUGUGGCAUCAACAUCCUUCUUAUCACAAGUGUGUCUUUGACAGCUAUUUUGGUUGUAGCACUUUCCUUGUUGGCAUACUGGAAACGAUGGUGGUUCAACUAUAAGGCAUUCCUUCUUAGACUUGCCAUCUGCGGCUACAAGGAAAUGGUCCAGGACAUUGAAGACCACGACUAUGAGUACCAGCUCAAUCUAAUGUUCCAAGAGGAAGACCAGGAAUGGGUGGAUUACAUCAUGAAGCCAGUUCUUCAGGAAAGGUUUCCUCAUCUUGAGAGAGUGGUCUUUGGUGACAACGACCUCCACCUCGGAAUGUUUUACAUAAACGCUCUCCAUUAUGCCGUUGAGAACAGCUUCAAGACUGUUCUCUUGCUAAGCAACAAUUCUGUACGUGAAGCCUGGUUCAUUACCAAGGUACGUAUAGCCCUAGAGGAACUCAAUGACAGCAGACUGGACAAGGUCAUAUUGUUUUUCCUUGAGGAUAUUGAUGAUGACGAUCUCCCAUACCUGGUUAGGUUGUUCCUGAGUAAGAACAAACCUUACAUGCUGUGGACGGAUGAUGAGGAUGGUCAAGAACUAUUCUGGGCACAGUUUGAGAAGAGCAUGAGGUACAAUAAGGAACUCAAUAGUGUUAUCCCUGUUUAA